Molecule: messenger RNA, 962 nt
Organism: Rubroshorea leprosula
Lineage: Eukaryota; Viridiplantae; Streptophyta; Magnoliopsida; Malvales; Dipterocarpaceae
Source: the annotation of a GenBank genome assembly
CUCUCUCUCUCUCUCUCUCUCUCUCUCUCUCUCUCUUCUGAGUUUCAAUUCUGCUCUCUCUUCCUCUCUACACGGAGUAGCAAUUGCACAACAUGAAUGGGUACAGAGAAGACAACUCCUCCUGCUAUUUUCAUCCCAGAGAAGUUGUUGUUGGGGUUUGUCCACUCUGCUUGAACGAGAGGCUUCUUGUCUUGGCUGCAAAACAAGGUCACCACUCAUCCGCCAGAGUCAGCCACAGGAUUCAUGGCCCUGCCACCAAGAAACCACCUAUCAGCCUCCCCAACAUCUUUGCUGUUGGCUCACUUCUCCACCGUCUGGAUUUCCGGCAUUCAAAACCCAAUCCUUCGGAUGAACCUGAUACUUCAACAAGUCAAGAAGAUUCUUUUAUUUCAAUCAAGUUUGAGGACAACGGCAUGGCCUCAUGGGAAAAAGGCACAGUUUCUAAGGUCUCUCUUGAGCAUUGCAGCAUGUCUUGGAAGCCAACUUUGACCAAGGAGACCAGCAAGGGUGUGAUAGACCAUCCAAAGCCCCAAGCCUCGCUUAGGUGGCGAAAGCGGAUUGGUCACCUCUUCCAGCUCAUCAAAUGGAAGAGGUCCAACAAGGGCACUGUGUGCCAUGUGGGAACCAAGGUUGAGGGAGUCAAAGUCAGGAAGGGUUGGAUGAGGACUUUCACAAAGAGGACCUAACAAAGAGUAAAAUAGGAUUUGUAUAGAAAAAGGAAAGCGUUUCCUCCUUUAUACUCAUGUAUGUUCUGGGGCCUCAUUGCAGACUGCAAUGUUACUGAGAUGGUAGAUUCAAAAUAUACUUUUACCAUUCUUACAAAUUAGUGCUUUGGCUUAUAAAAGUUAAUUGGCAUGUAUGUCACUUUUGAUUUGGGUGAACAUUGAAAGGUGUAAAAAGGGGUUCAAUUGUUUACCAUGUGCUUGUCUGUAAAGUUCCCCUAACAAAGGUUCAUACCUAAU